This is a messenger RNA of Truncatella angustata, 1706 nucleotides long. RefSeq lists its product as uncharacterized. The coding region runs from base 78 to 1544 and encodes 488 amino acids. Gene Ontology annotation, molecular function: 5-methyltetrahydropteroyltriglutamate-homocysteine S-methyltransferase activity; zinc ion binding. Lineage: Eukaryota; Fungi; Ascomycota; Sordariomycetes; Amphisphaeriales; Sporocadaceae. The transcript has a single exon. The record is from RefSeq and is a predicted model, not a curated record.
GGUACAAGGAAAGAGCAAUAAAUGGUUCGACCCCGUUUCCCACUGCUAGAGUGCCAACUCGCCAAAUUAUAUCCGUCAUGUCCGACGUUAGUGUUGGUCCACCUUGGGGAAGAGGAGACCGUGUGGAGGGGAUGACGGGUUGCUAUACUGCGGGGUUCCCAUUCUUGUUUUCAGGAUCACGUUCACAGUCGUACGGUAAUUUCGGAAGCAUUUUUGGCGCCGAAACGUGGUCAGAACUUUUAUUAUGUGACCUAUACUUCGUAACAAGGUGCUCGCCUCUAGCUCCGCUACUUAUAGUUAUUGUCAAACACAGAAGCAUUUUCCAUAUCUCCCGAAUUACUACCAUGGCACCACCUUUCAGAGCCGACCACAUCGGAUCACUAUUGCGACCACAAGGCCUCCUGGACGCUCGCAACCAGGUAUCUUCAUCUCAGCAGUCUUACUAUGUGGAUAUCUCGUCCGCUGUGAAGGACAUUGAAGCGAAAGCCGUAAGCGAUGUUGUCGAGCUUCAGCAAAUCAAGGGUAUCAGGCCUAUCACUGACGGCGAAUAUGCUCGACACAUCUACUUCGGAGGUCUAUUCGAGAAGCUGUCUGGUUUUGAGGUCAAGUCAGAAUUGCCCAUUCCGGAUGCUUUUCGCACCGACUUUCCAACAACUGUGGGGUUGGCGAAGAUGGGCGCCAGGACACGAGCUGUGGUGAUAUGUACAGGAAAGAUCGAGUACAAGCAAUCUCCCUAUUUACCUGAGUGGUUGGCGCUGCGCGACAAACUUUCCCAGUCGCAGUGGGCGGAGGCGAAAAUAACGAUGCCAACCCCAAACUACCAACAUAUACAGCUGAAGCCGGGGACCGCUUUUACCCCAGGGUCUGGGUACACAUCAGACGAGGAGUAUUUUCGUGAUCUGGCCGCUUGUUACUCGGCAGAACUCAAGACUCUCUACGAUGCAGGCCUCCGGAAUGCCCAGAUCGACGAUCCGCAUCUGACCUACUUCUGCUCACAACAGUUUCUCGAUGGGUGCCGAAAGGAUGGCACGGACACAGAUGCGCUACUCGACCUAUACAUCCGUACUCACAACAAAUUGCUGGCUAACAAACCCGCCGAUCUCCAUGUGGGCGUUCAUCUGUGCCGUGGGAACAUGUCUGGGUCUACUCACUGGGUCUCUGGCUCUUACGAGAACAUCGCGGAUAAACUGUUCAAUCAGACAGAUUACCAAACUUUUUACCUCGAGUUCGAUGACCUGGAACGAGUUGGUGGGUUUGAGCCGCUUCGUUUUCUACCCAAGGGCAAGAAUGUUGUGCUGGGGCUGGUGUCGACGAAAACAGCAGACCUAGAAGAUCAUGAGGCUCUCAAGGCGAAGAUCCGGGAGGCUGCAGCUGUCGUUGCCGAGGCACAAGGAGUAUCAGUGAACGAGGCUUUGGACUGCCUUGCGAUAAGUCCACAAUGCGGCUUCAGCAGUCACAGUCAGUCAGGCGGUACAGGGAUGACAAUGGAUCGGAUGUGGGCAAAACUGGAAAUGGUCAAAGAGGUAGCAAAAGAGGUAUGGUGAUGACAGGAAUGGGUGGAGCCGAUUUGAGAUUGUUGUAUUAGGGACUACGAGGAGAUUUUGUAGCGGGAGCCUAUAUGAUUAGACGUUUAGCACGACAGUCUUUCUCUGUUCUUUGAUAAUCUGAGUGCAUUGUGCUAGUCGUCGCAGCUGAGAAGACUUGAG